Messenger RNA from Aspergillus calidoustus, 1098 nucleotides. The record is from the annotation of a GenBank genome assembly. Lineage: Eukaryota; Fungi; Ascomycota; Eurotiomycetes; Eurotiales; Aspergillaceae.
AUGAACAUCGCCUACGGGGCCUUAAUCGGCACCAUCGUGUCUUUGAUGGCGCCCAAGAGUUUGGCCUCGUCUGUAUGCACAGUUACCGGCAGAGCAAGCCCUCUGCUUUACGUCGGGGUCGACUGGUCCUCCGUGUUGGUGGAGGAGCGAGACUACGGAGUUGUUUACAAAGACUCCCAGUCGGUCGAGAAGCCACUGGAACAAAUUCUCGUCGAAGCCGGCGUCAACAUGGUCCGCCAACGAGUCUGGACGGUCGACGGGGAUUACGGUAUCCAGUACAACCUCCAGCUGGCGAGACGGGCAACAGAUGCAGGGUUGAUGUUUGGUCUCAAUCUCCACUAUAGCGACACAUGGACCAACCCAGGGCAGCAGGAUAUCCCAACUGGCUGGCCGACUGAGAUUGAUGCACUCGAAACUCAACUAUACGCCUAUACGUCGGAAGUCUGCGAGACAUUCGCGGCGGAGAACCUUUACCCCGAAACAAUCACGAUUGGCAACGAGAUCCCAUCGGGGAUGCUCUGGCCCACCGGUAGCUACGAGAACCCAGAGAAUCUUGCUCGUCUUCUGCACACUGCGGCGCGUGCGGUGCGAGAAUCAUCAUUGGGAGGGCAUACGAAGGUCGUGACUCACCUUGCCCACGGCUAUGACGCUGAACUGCAGCAUUGGUUCUAUGAUCUGGUCUUGAACACCGGCCACCUCUCCCUCGACGAUUGGGAUGUCAUCGCCGUAUCAUUCUACCCCUUCUGGGGCGAAGGCGCCACAAUGGAUGCCUUGACUGCAAGUUUGACCAGCCUCGCCACGCAAUACCAAAAAGAAGUUCAGGUGGUUGAAACCAACUGGCCGACCCAGUGCUCCAACCCCACGACCCCAUUCCCCGCUGACCAGCUUGACAUUCCCCUGAGUCCGGCUGGUCAGGCAGAAUAUCUACAACGUUUGGCCUCGACUCUCAGAUCUAUUCCGGGGGCCACUGGCUUGAACUAUUGGGAGCCCGCGUGGAUUCACAACGCUGUUUUGGGAUCUCCCUGCGAGAGUAACGUUCUUUUCGACCCCAACGGUCAGGCUUAUGAUAGUCUAUCCAUUUUUGACACUCUGUAUUAA